Molecule: messenger RNA, 1422 nt
Organism: Wyeomyia smithii (pitcher-plant mosquito)
Lineage: Eukaryota; Metazoa; Arthropoda; Insecta; Diptera; Culicidae
Exons: 1
Coding region: 1-1422 (473 amino acids)
Source: RefSeq, a predicted model, not a curated record
AUGUUACUGCCUCCAUGUCUAAUGUUGUCACGACGAACGAUCUCCGUACCGAUCAUCUUUUGUUUGGCGAUUUCAAUCUGCCUGAUCUAUGCUGGCGUACCACAGGCACAGGUUAUGCUUACUCCUGAAUCGACUUCUCCUAGCAUUACCUUUAUUGACAGCAUAUCUGUGGUAAAUCUAAAACAGCUGAACGUAGCGAGAAACUGUUUAAACCGUACGCUUGAUUUACUGUUCGUGAGCGAAGAUUUGUUACCAAUGUGUACUUUUGUUGAAACACAUGAAGCUCUAGUACCAGUUGAUCCAUUGCACCCUCCAAUUCUAGCGACUUUGAAAUGCCUGCCCCGUAUGGUUUUCACAGAACUUAACAAUCACAGACGGCUGGAUUUUUCGAGAGCGAACUACGCGCAGCUGAACGAAGCACUUUUAACUGUUGACUGGGCAACGUUGUACAACUUGCAUGACAUCGAUGAACCAGUUCAGUGCUUCACUACCACUCUCACACAACUUUUUACAGAGCAUGUUCCCGUCUGUCGCCCUCGCCCAAGCCCGCCCUGGUCUAAUAACUAUCUUAGAUACCUGAAACGUAAACGCGCCAACGCUCUCAAAAAGUUUUCCAACAAUCGUAACCUGGUCACCAAAAGAAGGUUUCACCACGCCAGCUCUAAGUACAAAAGUUAUAACCGCGGGCUAUAUGCUCGUUAUGUAACACGAAAGCAGAGUGCAAUGAAAAAGUUUCCCAAGCGCUUUUGGACUUUUGUAAGCGAAAAGCGGAAAGAAGCAGGUUUACCGUCAAUCAUGUUUUUGGGAGAUGAAUAUUCGACAGACGCAGACGGCACAUGCAACCUAUUCGCUAAACAAUUCUCCAGAGCAUUCGAUGAAACGACAGUAAGUCAGGAUCAGACUGAUUCAGCCAUUAGGAACGUACCAAGAGGAGCUCUAAGUAUGAACAUCAAUGAGUUCUCAGACGAGGAUGUCAUGAAUGGUGUCAGAAAACUGAAAUCAUCUACCAGACCCGGACCGGAUGGAAUUCCUGCGAUAGUUCUUAUCAAAUGCGCCCGGGCCAUCCGCGGUCCGCUGGGUUCCAUUUUCGAAAAGUCGCUUGCACAGGCGGUAUUUCCGGAUAGGUGGAAAAAAUCCAUUAUGUUUCCGGCGUUCAAAAAGGGGGAUAAGCGUGAUGUAGCAAACUACCGUGGUGUGACUUCGCUAAGUGCCAAACUGUUUGAGAUCCUUGUUGGCGAUGAAUUGUUUCGGUCAGCAAAAUCAUAUAGUUCCCAAGACCAACAUGGGUUUUUUUCGUGGAGAUCGACAGCGACAAAUUUGGUGCAGUUUACUUAUAUGUGUCUAAAGUCAAUGGAACAGGGAUCUCAGAUCGAUACAGUCUACACCGACCUCAGCAGCAAAGUCAGCAUUCGACAAAGUUAA